Messenger RNA from Scheffersomyces coipomensis, 2898 nucleotides. It is a transcript of the gene PUF3, whose product is annotated as mRNA-binding protein. Gene Ontology annotation, biological process: nuclear-transcribed mRNA catabolic process, deadenylation-dependent decay. The transcript has a single exon. The coding region runs from base 1 to 2898 and encodes 965 amino acids. Gene Ontology annotation, cellular component: cytoplasm. Gene Ontology annotation, molecular function: mRNA 3'-UTR binding. Lineage: Eukaryota; Fungi; Ascomycota; Pichiomycetes; Serinales; Debaryomycetaceae. The record is from RefSeq and is a predicted model, not a curated record.
AUGUCAGAAACUAUUUGGUCAAGUGGUAACACUUCUCCUAUUCAAGCUCAUGGUGUACCAUCUCAAUAUAAAUCUGUAUUAGAUUCAGUUGAUCCAGACGUGGCUAAAUUCUUAUCUGCCACCGCAUCUUCCAACACCAAUACCAAUGAUAGAAGAUUCUCCUUCAAUGAUGGUAGUGAUAUUGAUAAUUCAAAUAUCUUUGGCUUGAAAAAGGGUACUUUUUCAGCUAUAACUGCUCCCCCUGGUGUUGGUGGCGGUGGUACUACCAAUCAUAUCUCAACUGGAGUGGUUGUCAACCAUACUAAUGGGGUAUCUACCAAUAACAACAAUGGUACCAAUAAUCAACGUUUGAAUUUCGGUACUGCUUCCAUUAGUGGUGGUAUUGCAAGUAGACAUCCUCAUCCUCAAGAUAGUUUUUUACAAAAAUUUUCUUCAGUUGCUGAUGCUACAAGAGAAAUUGAAUUAUCUAAUGGAUUAAAAAGUUUAAAUCUUGAUUCAAAUUCAAGAAGAACAAGUUUUAAUACUACUAAUGAUAAUUCUUCUCCUGCUACUAAUAAUGGGAAUAAUGGUACCGCCAAUUCCAUUGUUUUAACUUCUCCUCAUGGUUCAUUAAAUGAACCAUUAAAUAUGUCAAGAAAUUCAAGACAUCAAUCGAUUAGUGAUAAAAUCGAUCAAUAUAAUAACACUUCUCCUAUUCAAGGUAGUGCUGCUUUAUCAGUUAAUUCCGAUUUAAAUUCAAAUGUCACUGAUAUUAAUAAUAAUGCCAAUCCAAGUUCAAAUAUUAAUAAUAAUGGUGUUGCUAGUGGUGCAUCUGCAAAUCAUCAUCAUCAUCAAAAUGCCAAUUUGAAUCAUAUGCCUCAUAAUUUUUGGAAUCCAGCUACGGCAGCUCCAUUCACUCCAAGUGCUUCUUAUCAAUAUUUCAUGGAAGGUAUUCCAGAAGGUAUGCAGCCACCUCCACCUCCACCAUCUCAACAACAGCAACAACAAUUCAAUCCUUAUAAUGGUAGAAUGAGUAAUGUUAUGGGUGGUGCUGGUCAAAGUGCCGGUGGUGCUCCAAAUAAUGGUGGUGCUGGUGGUAUCCCACCUAUUACUCCUCCUCCAUUCAUGCUUUCUUCUCCACCUCCUCAAUUUAUGGAUCCUGCUUUAUUCAAUUUAAUGAAUUAUAAUAAUAAUGCUACCCUUGCUGCUGCCGCCGCCGCUGCUGCUGCAGCUGCUGGUGGUGUUUCCCAUGACAAAUCUGGUUCUGAAAUUGGUGAUAGUGAUUUAGAAAAGAGUGGUAAUGGAACCUCAGAUGAUUCUAAAAAAGAUUCAAAUUCAAAAGCUAAUAUCGGAGCUCCAGGUAUUGGAUUAAUGAAUAGACAAAUCCCACCUGCCUCAUUCAUGUUUCAUCCUUUCAAUCCUUAUUCAAUGUAUAAUCAAUCUCCUCCACCUAUUGGUAUCCCUCCAUUAUCACCAAAUCCAAUCGAUGGUAAUGUAGUGACCGCACCUCAAGGCUAUGGUGAUCAACCUCAAUCCCAAUCAUCACAACAACAAGGUCAUCAUGGUGGUCAUCACCAUCCUCAUCCACACCAUCAUCUCCAUCAAGAUUUUGUCCCACCACCUAGUUCUACAUCCACCACUAGUUCAUCUUCUCAUCAACAAUCUCCUGCUGCUAAGACCCCACCGAAUGGUGGUAAUGGUAAGAGAAAGAAUGGUGGUGCUAAGAACAAUAAUGGUAAUGGAUCCACUAAUGGUUCUGCUCCUUCCAAUGGUAAGAAUGGUAAUAAUAAUAAUACUAAUAAUAAUGCUGGUGGUAAUCAUAUUUAUAGAUCACCAUUAUUAGAAGAAGUUCGUUCCAACACUAAAGGGAAAGAGUAUUAUUUGAAGGAUAUUUAUGGUCAUGCGAUUGAAUUUACAAAGGAUCAACAUGGAUCCAGAUUCAUUCAACAGAAAUUACCUGAUGCCAGUGAUGAAGAGAAGGAAGUUAUCUUUAAUGAGAUUCGUGAUAUUUCUUAUGAUUUAAUGACGGAUGUAUUUGGGAAUUAUGUGAUUCAAAAAUAUUUUGAAUUUGGUAGUAUGACUCAAAAGAAAGUAUUAUUAGAAUACAUGUUGGGCCAUAUUUAUGAAUUAUCCUUACAAAUGUAUGGAUGUCGUGUGGUUCAAAGAGCAUUAGAAGCCAUUGAUUUAGAUGGACAAAUUAAAAUCAUUGAAGAAUUAAAAGAUUAUAUUUUAAUUUGUGCUAAGGAUCAAAAUGGGAAUCAUGUCAUUCAAAAAUCAAUUGAAAGAAUUCCAUUUAAUCGAAUUAGAUUCAUAUUGGAAAGCUUAGAAAAUCAAAUUUAUCAUUUAUCAACUCAUCCAUAUGGAUGUCGUGUUAUUCAAAGAUUAUUAGAAUAUAGUGAUAUUAAAGAUCAAGAAGUGAUUUUAGCCGAAUUGAAUCGAUUUAUAUUUUAUUUAAUUCAAGAUCAAUAUGGGAAUUAUGUAAUGCAACAUAUUUUAGAACGAGGAGAAUUAAAAGAUCGGGAAGAAAUUUUAAAAGUUGUCUUGGGAGCUGUGGUUAAUUUUUCCAAACAUAAAUUUGCAUCGAAUGUGAUUGAAAAAUGUAUAAAAUUUGGAACUUUAGAUCAAAGAAGACGUAUUUUACGUGAAGUUAUGCUUCAUAAUGAAGAUUUCACGGUUGAAUUAGUUGAUGAUGAUUCUCCAUUAGCAUUAAUGAUGAAAGAUCAAUAUGCUAAUUAUGUGAUUCAAAAAUUAGUUGAAGGUUUUGAUGCUAGAAGUGAAGAAAAGAAAAUCUUGGUGGUUAAAUUAAGACAAUAUUUAAAACAAAUCAGUUCAAGAAAUAGUUAUGGAAAACAUUUAGCAUCGGUUGAAAAGAUGAUUAUCGUUGCUGAAACUGCUUUAGAUGAAGCUGAUAAUUAUUAA